ACAAAAUGUGCACAAUAUUGGCCAAGCACCAAAGAUAAACUGAUUGGUGAUGUUCUUGUAAAAAAUAUAGAAGAAAAAUGUCAUGCUAAUUACACAAUAAGGCGAUUCAAAAUCAACAAACGUGUGGAAAAAACAACUAGGGAAGUUGUUAUGUUUCACUACACAAGAUGGCCAGACCACGGGGUUCCUGCCCCACUCAGUCUUGUUAUAUUCCAUCGUCACGUGAUGAGAGUAUCUUCACAACACCCUGCAAAAUAUACUGUGGUACACUGCAGCGCGGGGAUUGGUAGAACCGGAACUUGCAUUGCUUUAGACGCCCUCUACCGGGAAGGGGAGAGAAAUGGGAAAGUCAAUGUACCGAUGUAUGUCAGGACCAUGAGAAAAGACAGAAUGAACAUGAUACAAGGCGACGAUCAAUAUAAGGCAGUGUACCUUGCUCUUUGUGAAUCAUUCAAUGGGAAAUCUAGAUGCCUUACAACAGAGUCAUUUGUACGAGAGCUACAAGAACAGUCCUGUUACACCAACUGUGGAGAAUUGGCAACAAAAUCUUCUUUGUCGUCAGAAUUUCAGGAUUUACUGUCCCUUCGAAAGGAAUAUGAACAGAAGGAUUAUGAGACCGGACGCUUAAAUAAAGCUGCCAACUAUACAGACAGCGUUUUGCCACUUGACGAAUUUUUGUGUUAUUUAUCUUAUUCAAAGGGAAGAAACACCUACUACAACGCAGUUACACUUCAGUCCUACACAGAGAACGACAGUCUGAUCAGCGCCCAGUACCCACUUCCUGACUUCACUGAAGACUUCCUCAGACUCAUCAGAGACUUUGAUGCUCGUGUUGUGGUUUUCAUGUGUCCGCUAAAGGAUUUAAAAUCCUCUUCUCUUUGGGUUCCGUCAAAAACUGAACAUAAGACUGUCGGAAACUUUACCAUUAUGCAGGCUAGUUUAACAAAUCAAGCAAAUUUUUCAACAAGAAGCAUUGUGCUUCAGCAAAACGGAUUAAGUGACACAAGGGUAACUGUGCUAGAAUGCAAGACAUGGAAAGAAGGUAAAAAGACAACGGACAAAAGAGCUUUGCUGGAUGUUGUUAAAGAGGCAAAAUCAGGAAAACUCAAUCACGAAGGAAAAAUUAUCGUUUUGUCCAGUGAUGGCGCCACACGUUGUGGGACAUUUUGUGUGGUAUAUAACGCUCUAGAACAACUCUCCAUGGAUCAGGAAGUGGACAUCUUCACCAUCACACGACAACUUCAGAUCCGUAGACCUGAGUUUGUGUCUAACUUG
Molecule: messenger RNA, 1275 nt
Organism: Saccostrea cuccullata (small rock oyster)
Lineage: Eukaryota; Metazoa; Mollusca; Bivalvia; Ostreida; Ostreidae
Product: receptor-type tyrosine-protein phosphatase T-like
Exons: 10
Biological process (GO): protein dephosphorylation
Molecular function (GO): protein tyrosine phosphatase activity
Source: RefSeq, a predicted model, not a curated record